AUGGCUUCGAGAUCCAGACGUAUCGAGCCGCGCUCGGGCAUUGCCUAUUCUGACGAUACCGUGCUAGCAUUACUAGAAGAAUCUGAUGUCAUUUUAGCAGCGACGAUGAUACCCAAGAUCCCACAUAUAAUGAACCCACGGAAAUCGCUACACAAGAGCGUCGAAGGUAUGGUUCUAGUGAUUCUUCUUAAAGUAUAUUUUGCGUUGUAA
This is a messenger RNA of Parnassius apollo (apollo), 210 nucleotides long. The record is from the annotation of a GenBank genome assembly. Lineage: Eukaryota; Metazoa; Arthropoda; Insecta; Lepidoptera; Papilionidae.